UGUGGGUCUUUAACCAUCUUUUAAAAAUUCAAGUUCAUUUCACCACAUGGCUGCUAGCACAGAACAUAGCUUUGAUACCUGACUUUAUGUCGUUCUGAUUUGUGGAACAACAUGAGCUAGACUUUCUAAGGCCAGGCAUGCCAGGAGCAUUUUAGAUGGCCCCAAGUGACUUGGUAGGGCAGAAGGUAAACAGGGAAACACCCUCACACAGAUUUCUGUCUACAGUCGUGCAGCUAGGUGACUGCUGACGUUACACAGAGAGGGAAAAAGAUCCACCUGCUUUGUGUUCACAACUCACAUUGGACUGCCAACAGGGAUAUAUAAAAAAUGGCUUCUACUACAGUCACCGUGCAGCCAGGAGUUAUCAUUCCUGCCGGAGCCAAGACUGCUCAGUGGAGCAGUGGAUUGUGUGACUGCUGUGAGGACAUGAGCAUCUGUUGUUUUGGACUCUGGUGCCCUUGCUGUAUGAUGUGUACAACGAGCCAAGAGUUUGGGGAAUGCCUCUGUCUCCCUCUUCUGGAUUACUGUUGCGGUGCAAUAAUACCGCCUGUCACCUUGUCCAUGAGAAGCUCCAUGAGAGAGAGAUACCGGCUUCAGGGCACUAUGUGUGAUGACUGUUGCGUGGUGCGCUGUUGUACUCUCUGUGCCUGGUGUCAGAUGGCCAGAGAGCUGAAGUUUCGCAGGCAGCCCCACGUGUUUGUAAACCCUCCGGUGAACAUCACUUACCAACAGCAGAUGCAGUCACCUUAUCAACCCCCACCGAUGAACCCGGUCUACCAGGCACCAAUGCCAAGCGGUCCACCCGCUUACAACCAGCAUUUCAAGCAAGAUCAGCAUGAGUCUGCGGCAUUAUAUCCAUCUGUUCAGUGAGCAGAUAUUGCACUAUUGCAACUUCAUUACAAAAUGUUCAUCAGAUUAUCGUUUAUAUAACCUACCGAUAGCUGUUAUAAUCACUUAAUAACCUAACAAAUAUAUUUUUGUAGAAAUUCUAUGUAGAGUGUAUGGCCAAUUGUUUGUGGUCGUGGCUAUUAACUUGUUAAACUUCCUAUUCCAAAGCCAUGUGAAAAAACAUGGAAUUGUCUCCACCCUCCAAUCCACAUGCGGCUGUAACAGGAUACAUUGCUCUUUUUGUAGUGUGUCUGUGAACCCAUUUAGUAUAAGCCCAUUUAGUCAAAAGAGCAUUUGCUAGGUUAAGCAAGUUCAUACUUACGCCAGAGAUGGUCAGUGAUCUGUGCAGGCCACUGGAGUUCGUCCACACCAAUUUGUCGGUAUUUAGCGGACGCUUUUAUCCAAAGCAACUUACAGUAUACAGUCUAAGCAACAUGCCUUUUCAUAAACCAUAAACGGCUCUAAGCAAGGCCCCUAACCCGCAAUUGCUUGCGUUGUAUUUGUUCACAAUCACAACUGUAAGUCGCUUUGGAUAAAAGUAAUUCAUAAAUGUAAAUUGGAUGGUGUCUACAUACUUUUGGCCAUGUAUAUUUUGCACCUUACUAAAUUUCAUUGCUUUAUAUCAUAUAACGAUUUGAUAAUAAACAUUUUUUGUUUGCUUCUCCACCCUAUAUAGAUAUUAGCAUGUAUGUUUUACAAUAUUACCUUCAGUAUCAUAUUUGGUGUACCACCAUCAAUAUUGACUACAUUUCAGCCUCUUUCUCUUUUUAAUAAAUUUUUCACAUUUCAUUUUAACCCAUAUUUGUGUGUUAACUCUUUGUAUUAAUAAAUACAUAUAGUUAGUGUCAUGCAACCGCUUUAUUUUAACUAAUAGCUGACAAGCUUAUGUU
Trichomycterus rosablanca is the source of this 1778-nucleotide messenger RNA. It is a transcript of the gene ponzr6, whose product is annotated as plac8 onzin related protein 6. NCBI's taxonomy places the organism in Eukaryota, Metazoa, Chordata, Actinopteri, Siluriformes, Trichomycteridae. The coding region runs from base 328 to 870 and encodes 180 amino acids. The record is from RefSeq and is a predicted model, not a curated record. The transcript is spliced from 6 exons.